Molecule: messenger RNA, 2766 nt
Organism: Epinephelus moara (kelp grouper)
Lineage: Eukaryota; Metazoa; Chordata; Actinopteri; Perciformes; Serranidae
Exons: 2
Coding region: 188-586 (132 amino acids)
Source: RefSeq, a predicted model, not a curated record
ACCAGCGUUUCAUGAGCUACAGCAGCAGAAAGAAGAUACGCUUCACAGUGGAACGUUAUUGGAAAUCAGGCUUGGAGGCAUCAUCCUUGUGUCUUAUGCUCACUUGGGUUGUUGGCUGCUGUGACGCAGGUCCCUCGGUGCUUGGUGUUGCGUUGCGGUUGAGCUGUUCUGAUUUUUAACAGUCGUCAUGAGUAGGUAUCACAGUGAGCUGACUCAGAGGGAGCAGGACUUACUGAAAAUCCGUCGGGACAGCGACACUAAGGCUGCCGAACUUGUCAAGAUGGAGAAGAUGCUGCAGCACACCAAGGACCUAAUGGAAAAGAAGCCAGAGUGUGGUUCAGACAGCAUGAGCUACCAGGAGAACAUGGUGGAGGACCUGGAGGAAAAGGUGCGCUCCAGCAGACGAUACAGGAGAAACUCCCUCCAUCACACCCAGAUGCUGGAGAGCCAGAUGAAAACAGUGAAAGGUGAGCUGGUGGGCACGCUGGACCAUCUCCAGGAGCUGAGGAACAAACUGCGCCGUUCGCAGCAGAAGGCAGAGGAGCGCACAGCUGCCAUGGAGAAACUGGCGGCGGGGCUCAGGUGAAGAGCUCGUUCUGCUGCCACUUUCGAUUCCAAACAAGGCUUCGACCUUUUCAAGUUUCAGCCGAAUGUCUGACCUGACGCCCUGCAUCCUGCCAACAAAGCUGUGAAGAGUUUUCAGAAAACAAGACCGCACUCAUACGCCGGUCACAUAGAAGAAAGAGACUGGAGCUGCUGUGUCGGUCUUCCCUCUGUUCUCCUCCACUGUGCAGUAAGACCACUGUUUGGCACCCAAAGACUAAAUUAAAAAGACGUCAUCUAUGGUAUUUCACAACCUGCCUUUCACGAAUAUUCAGAGUAGCUUCUUCUACCUUUUAUUCCAAAUUUCUCUCCUGCUCUCAUAUUUUGAAGGCUUUAUUUCGACGUUCUUUGAAUUUGUCAGUUUUUGCCCAGAGCCUGCUCUCUGUGUCACAUUUUUUAAACUAUACUAAAUUAUGCUUACAGUAUUCCAUAUUUCUGUGAUGUCCUUUUACUUUUUCGGGCCUAGAAUGUGAGCCCAGUUAGUUAGAAGUAAUAUGAUCGGAUUUCAGGUAUCGGAUUUGAUCAAAUCUUGAAAAUGGGUUGUUCUAAAGAAAAGAAAAGCUUCUGAAAUAAGAUUAGAUCACGUAGUCUAGUCUUGGUUUUGAUCUGGAUACAACCUUCAGUAUGUGUUCAAAAUGUCUUAGUAGCAUUGGGAUACCUUUGAUCCAAAAAUCCGGAUUCAAUUAAGGGUGGAUUUCAGGAACAAAAUUUAGUAACAUUUUGCACUUGGUUUGUUUACCAGUUACUGUGAUGACGAGAUAAAGUCGACAUUAGGCUACCUAUUAGCCUUUCAGUAUAGUGAGAUAUUAAAAAAAAAAUAGAUAAAAAAAAGGAUGUUGUCCCCCAUGAAAUAAUCCCCCAAAUUGCUGUCAAAAUCAAACAAAAAUUAUUUCAAGUUUCAUCUCAGAGAUCUCUGUUUCAGUCUCUUUGGGGACAUGUUUGAAGAUAAGCAGUAAUUGCUGUGUGUUUGUUGCCAGACUGCCAACAUUGUGAUCCUAUUUGGUAAUUUUGAAAAGUUUGUAUCUUGACUGGGGAGAUCCAACUCUGCUUUGAAAAACCUGCACAAAACUAGGAUGGAUUAUCUGAUCCUACACAGAGAAACAUGGGAUUUGUUUUAACAACUGGGCCCUGGAAACAAUCUGUAGAUGAUUCUAAAUCACUGCUGCUUAUACCAUCGGGACACAACAAAACUAUAUUAAAUUGUGCAUGCAGUAUUCCGCAUUUCUGUGAUGUUCUUUUACUUUUUCAGGGCUGAAAUAUGAAGCUUGCACUCAUAUGAGAUUGCUUAUCUCAGAGGCAACAAAGAGUGGUAUUCAACUCAUAACAACAGUGCCGGACCUAGGACAUUUGGUUCCCUGGGCAAGCUUAUCCACGUGCCCCCUCCCCUAAAAAUAGAUUAUCAUAAAAAUAUACUAUUCUAAUUUUAAUAUUAUGAUUAUUGUUAUUAACAAGAACAAGAGCUAAUGAGAAAUCAACACAAUGGACAAACAAUAACAAUGAAUACAAACAAUAAGAGAAUACGGUAUGUGCCCAGGAUGGCUUUUGCUAUUUCAUUCAUUGUACUCAUUCUUACUCUACUGCUCUCCAUAUACCCUCCACUCCAUCUUUGCUUUUAUGUUAGAUUUUAGCAAUUGUGGUGCACCCCCCUUUGGAUGGUGCCCCAGGUGGAGGCAGUAAUGACUGGUACUCAGCCUCUGACAACAGUGCCGGACAAAACCUAAUCAUAUUCGGGCAAGCUUCCCAGGGCGCAACCAGCCCCCGAAUUAUUAUUAUCAGCAUUUAUUAUAUCAACUACUAACAAGAACAAAAUCUAAUGCAAAACUCAACACAAAUAAACAACUUAGCUAACAAACAAUAAGACAAUAUGGUAUGACCAAACGUGUCAUCUUCUUGUUUCUUUUAUGCUAAUGCUCUCCACAUACACUCCUUUAUUUCAGAUUUUGGCAAUUUUGGCAUCCCCCCUCUGGAUGGUGCCCUAGGUGGCUGUUGCCUAUAGAAAGAUGCCUAACCAUAUGUAUAUAUAUAUAAAAAAAUGUUUUCUGGGUUGCUGUAUUUGCAGCCCUCCAUGUUACGUCCUUAUGAACCCAUUUUUAGUGAAGUGAUUCCUGCCAAUAAGUUUCUGUAAUGUAAAACUGUAAGAUCAUCGUCGCAGUCAUUGUGAUG